AUGAUAUCUUUAACUUCUGCUAAACUAUGCUUCCUCCCUUAUUGCCUUGUCAUCUUGUUGUAUGUUUCAUCACCAAAUUGGGUUGCCUUCCCUUCUGCUACUUCUACUUCUGAUACUGAAGCAAAGGCUCUUCUCAAAUGGAAAGCCAGCUUAUUUCCAAAUCAAGCCCUCAAUAACCUCACCUGGUACGACCCUCCCAUUCAUAAUAUUAAUGUCACCAAUUCUUCCAACAGCAAUCCAAAACCAAGAACAAGCCCAUGCACCUGGAUUGGUGUUUCAUGCAACGCAGCUGGAAGUGUCAGCAAGCUAAACCUUUCCACUUGUGGUAUUCAAGGUACGCUACAUGAGUUUUCAUUCUUGUCCUUCCCUAAUCUUGAAUAUCUUGACCUCAGCUUGAACAAACUUUUUGAAGCCAUCCCACCUCAAAUCAGUAACCUCUCCAAACUCCACUAUCUUGAUCUCUCUUGGAAUAACUUGUCUGGGAGAAUCCCACCAGAAAUCAAUCUCUUGAGAAAUCUUACCCUUCUUUGUCUCUAUGACAAUAAACUUUCUGGUUUGAUUCCCAAGGAGAUAGGGAGCUUGAAAUCUCUUGUAGAUCUAAGGUUGUCUUACAACAAUUUAAGUGGUCGCAUCCCUCCAAAUGUUGGUAGCUUAAUAAAGCUAAACACUUUGUACUUGAAUGACAAUCAACUUUCUGGUUCGAUUCCCAAGGAGAUAGGGAACUUGAAAUCUCUUGUAGAUCUAGAGUUAACCUACAACAAUUUAAGUGGUCUCAUCCCUCCAAAUAUUGGUAACUUAAUAAACCUAAACACUUUGUACUUGGCUAACAAUCAACUUUCUGGUUUGAUUCCUAAGGAGAUAUGUAACUUGAAAUCUCUUGUAAAUCUAACGUUGUCCUACAACAAUUUAAGUGGUGUCAUCCCUCCAAAUAUUGGUAACUUAAUAAACCUAAACACUUUGUACUUGCAUACCAAUCAACUUUCUGGUCUGAUUCCCAAGGGGAUAGGGAACUUGAAAUCUCUUGUAGAUCUAGAGUUGUCCUACAACAAUUUUAGUGGUCCCAUCCCUCCAAAUAUUGGUAACUUGAAAUCUCUUAUAGAUCUACAGUUGGGCCACAACAAUUUAAGUGGUCUCAUCCCUCCAAAUAUUGGUAACUUAAUAAGCCUAAACAAUUUGUACUUGCAUUUCAAUCAACUUUCUGGUUUGAUUCCCAAGGAGAUAGGGAACUUGAAAUCUCUUGUAGAUCUAGAGUUGUCCAACAACAAUUUUAGUGGUCCCAUCCCUCCAAAUAUUGGUAACUUAAUAAAUCUAAAGUAUUUGUACUGGAAUAACAAUCAACUUUCUGGUUUGAUUCCCAAUGAGAUAUGGAACUUGAAAUCUCUUACAGAUAUAAUAUUGUCCAACAACAAUUUAAGUGGUCCCAUACAUCCAAAUAUUGGUAACUUAAUAAAGCUAAACUAUUUGUACUUGCAUUCCAAUCAACUUUCUGGUUUGAUUCCUAAAGAGAUAGGGAAUUUGAAAUCUCUUCUAGAUCUAGAGUUGUCUUACAACAAUUUAAGUGGUCUCAUCCCACCUGAGAUUGGCAACGCAACCCAAAUUCAUGUGCUGGACCUUUCUUCAAAUCAUUUAGUUGGGUUGAUCCCAAAAGAAUUCGGGAAGUUGUCUUCGUUGGUGAACUUGAGGUUGAAUGGAAAUCAACUUUCGGGUCGUAUACCUUCGGAAUUCGAAUCAUUCAAUGAUCUUGAAUAUCUUGACUUGUCAACAAACAAAUUGAAUGAGUCAAUUCCGAGCAUUCUAGGUGACUUGCUCAAAUUAUACCAUCUGAAUUUGAGCAACAACAAAUUAUCUCAAGCAAUUCCAUUUAAGUUGGGGAAGUUAGUUCAACUGAAUGACUUAGAUUUAAGCCAUAACUCACUUGAAGGUAAGAUACCAUCAGAAAUGGGCAGUAUGCAGAGUUUGGUGACACUUGAUCUUUCCCACAACAAUCUUUCAGGUUCCAUACCAUCAAGUUUGGAAGAGAUGCACGGCUUGUCGUACGUUGACAUAUCCUACAAUCACUUGGAAGGUCCCCUUCCCAACAUCAGUGCAUUUCAAGAAGCUCCCCCAGAAAGAUUGAAAGGGAACAAAGGAUUGUGUGGCAAAGUUGGAGCUCUGCUGCCACCCUGCAAUGCACAUGGCUCAAAAAAGGAUCACAAGUUAAUAUUCUCUCUUCCAGCGAUAUUUAUACUUCUAUCUGCUUUCUUUACAAUUGUCUUUGUAAUAGUGCAAAGAAAGAAGAAGCAUCAAGAUACUAAACAAAACCACAUGCAUGGAGAAAUUUCCUUUUCGGUUUUAAAUUUUGAUGGAAAAUCAAUGUAUGAGGAAAUCAUAAGGGCAACAGAAGAUUUUAAUUCCACAUACUGCAUUGGGAAGGGAGGACAUGGAAGCGUCUACAGAGUGAAUUUGUCAUCUGGAGACGUAGUGGCCGUGAAGAAACUUCAUCUAUUAUGGGAUGGGGAGACAGAAUUUCAGAAGGAGUUCUUGAAUGAAGUAAGGGCACUUAGUGAGAUAAAACAUCGAAAUAUUGUGAAGCUCUAUGGUUUCUGCGCACAUAAACGACACUCGUUUUUGGUGUAUAAGUAUCUUGAAAGAGGUAGCUUGGCCGCAAUGUUGAGCAAAGAUGAAGAAGCUAAAGAGUUGGGGUGGAGUAAAAGGGUGAAUAUUGUUAGAGGCUUAGCUCAUGCCUUGUCUUACAUGCACCACGAUUGCUUGCCACCAAUUGUACAUCGUGACAUCUCAAGCAAGAACAUUUUGUUGGAUUCUGAAUAUGAGGCCUGUGUUUCAGACUUUGGCACAUCUAAGUUUUUAAAUCCAAACUCAACCAAUUGGACUGCCGUUGCAGGCACAUAUGGCUACAUGGCACCAGAGCUUGCAUAUACAAUGGAAGUAAACGAGAAGUGCGAUGUUUAUAGCUUUGGAGUUGUCACACUGGAAAUAAUUAUGGGAAGCCAUCCAGGAGAUUUUUUUUCAUCUUUAUCAUCAGGGGCAUCAUCUUCGUCCUCAUCUGCAUCAUCUGCCCCUGAAAUGCCAAUUUCGGAAGUUCUGGACCAACGGAUCUCCCCACCCACAAAACAAGAAGCAGGGGAGGUGGUCUCUCUGGUGAAGAUCGCAUUUGCAUCCUUGAAUCCCAGUUCGCAGUGUCGUCCAACAAUGAAGAAAGUUUCUCAGCUCCUGUCAUCAACUCAGAGGCUGCGUUUGUCAAAGCCAUUACAUAUGACAACAUGUGGUGAAUUGCUUGCUGUUGAUGGUUUCACUGCCUGAUCAGGACAUGUGCUGCUUUUCAUUGGAGUCUGCCUUAUUCUAAGUUUUCUUAGAUGUUUGGAUUAUUGUAAUAUAUUUCAUGCCCACUUCUGUCUUUUGGGUUAUUAGUAUUUAGAAAUAUUUUUCGUAAUGUAUGUA
Molecule: messenger RNA, 3438 nt
Organism: Prunus mume (Japanese apricot)
Lineage: Eukaryota; Viridiplantae; Streptophyta; Magnoliopsida; Rosales; Rosaceae
Biological process (GO): protein phosphorylation
Molecular function (GO): ATP binding; protein kinase activity; protein binding
Source: RefSeq, a predicted model, not a curated record